UUCCAAAAUAGGAAAUGUUGAUGCAGAUGCUUAGUCUUCUUCGUAUCCAUGCGACAUGGAUCAUGGUGUGCGGCGCGGGCGUAUCCUGCUUGCUGACCCCAUCGUGUGGGGCGGGACCCUGAUCAUUGCAAUAUUGAGCGAGAGCGCGAGCGCGCCCGGUGGCGCCGCGCCGCCAAUCGCAGCCCAGCGGGACCUGGCGCGCGGCUGGGCGAAUAUCCGGGCGCCCACUCGCAUCGUCCCGCUCAAUUGCGUCGGGCCGCGGGCGGGAGGAUAAAUCUCCUGCGCGUGCGGGCAAUAUAUUCAGCGGGAUCGAGGGCGCAUCAGGUCGGUGUUCAACAGGGUGCUCGGAAUGGGUGCAAAGCGUGCCAGAUGUGAAG
Molecule: messenger RNA, 377 nt
Organism: Schizophyllum commune H4-8
Lineage: Eukaryota; Fungi; Basidiomycota; Agaricomycetes; Agaricales; Schizophyllaceae
Exons: 2
Coding region: 56-274 (72 amino acids)
Source: RefSeq, a predicted model, not a curated record